AUUGCCGUCCAGUUUGGGAACAGCAAGGCCACCCCGCCGCCAGUGUCCAAGAUCUGCACCCAGUGCGAGAUGGAGCACAAGGCGGACGGCAUGAUGGAGCAGAUGUGCUCCAGUGACUUUGUGGUGAAGAUGCGCAUCAAAGAGAUGACGGAGGAGAACGGGGAGCGACGGCUGGUGGCCGCCCAGAAGAAGAAGGUGCUGAAGCUGGGCCCGCUCAAGCGCAAGGACACCAAGAAGAUGGUGCUGCACAUGAGGAACGCAGGUGCCUGCCCCUGCCCCCAGCUUGACAGCCUCAGCGGCAGCUUCAUAGAUAAGGUGGGCAGCCGCCUGCUCCUCCUUGCUGUCUACCCCUGGCAGAAGCACAACAAGGAGAUGAAGUUUGCCGUCAAGUUCAUGUUCUCCUACCCCUGCCCCCUCUACCACCCCCUGCUCUAUGGGGCCAGGCAGCACUAG
This is a messenger RNA of Tauraco erythrolophus (red-crested turaco), 453 nucleotides long. It is a transcript of the gene SFRP5, whose product is annotated as secreted frizzled related protein 5. Gene Ontology annotation, molecular function: Wnt-protein binding. Gene Ontology annotation, biological process: canonical Wnt signaling pathway; non-canonical Wnt signaling pathway. The record is from RefSeq and is a predicted model, not a curated record. Lineage: Eukaryota; Metazoa; Chordata; Aves; Musophagiformes; Musophagidae.